AGAAAUUAACGUAUCGAGAGGGUAUGUUCCUACGUUUGAAAUACAAGCCGGCGCAAUGUCCGAAGCAUGAGAAUCUUGAACACUGUCCCAUCUUCUUAGACUAUUUAUCUUCCCUCAUAUUUAUCUUCCAAAGCAACAACAACCCCCUAAUCAAACCCUAGCAAAACACAAAAGGGGUAAACACCGAAAAACCUAUAGUCAUCUCCAUGUCUCUAGACUCUCACAUGGAGAAGGUUCUUUGGACCCAGGACCAGAUUCAGGACCGAGUGGCCCAGAUCGCCUCUCAAAUAACCCACGAUUUCAGGGCAGCUCCCCACCCUCCCAUCAUUGUGGGAGUCGCCACCGGCGCUUUCUUGUUCUUAGCCGAUCUUGUCAGGCGCAUCCAUCUCCCCAUCUCGGUUGACUUGGUUCGAGCUCAAUCUUAUGGCUUCGCUACUCUCUCUAAUGGAGCUCCCACCAUUUCCCUUGACUUGAAGCUUGACGUUAAGGGUAAACACGUCGUUUUGGUUGAGGAUAUUGUAGAUACGGGAUGCACUUUAUCCUGUCUCAUUGGACACUUGGAAUCAAAAGGAGCAUCCUCUGUAUCUGUCUGCACUUUUCUUGAUAAACCAGCAAGAAGGAAGGUUGAUAUUGAGCUAGUUGGGGAUGGCAAGUUCUACAAGGGAUUUGAGAAGCACCCCUGCACCCCAAGGGAGUCAGGGAGAUCUGACCAUGGCUGGCCGGCUUGAGAGAAAGGAAAAAGUGUCCAGAUUAUUUCGUUGUUGGUUAUGGAAUGGACUUUGCGGAACUAUAUAGGAACUUGCCUUAUGUUGGUGUCUUGAAGCCUGAACACUACAAGUGAUUUGAUUUAUCUCUGGCAUUUUGAGUAGAUGUAGAUCAGUUCAGGUCAUUUAGGAUUCAAGAAGCAGCCCCAUGAUAAUGUUGAAUUUAAAGAGUCUAAACCAUUGGUAUUAGCCUGGAGUAUAAGAUUUGGCAUUCCUUAUUUUAGAAGCCAAAGUGAUUGUAACCAAAGAAAGGAAAAUGCCAAAGUGAUUUAUAGGAAGAACAAAAAAUGUAUCCUGCACAUUCGCUUAUAUAGGUUUUUGCCAAUUUUAUUUGCUGAGUUCUAUACAUAAUAUCAUACACCUGGUUGGAUUGGAAAAUUUGCACACUUAUUGGGAUGAUGCAUAGUGUCUUUAAUUUGCAAAGUGAAUUCCCAUUAAUGGAUCAGUCAAGAAAAAGCAAAAAAAAGGUUUCUUCUCCCUGUAAUGCAGGGAUAAAUGGAUCAGUCAAGAAAAACAGAAGAAUGCUUUUGCUUUGUCUUUACUUUUUCAUAUUAGAUGAGUUUAUACUGUAAAGAAAGGUUGAGUCAGUUUUGGUGCCCAGUGAAGUGUCUUGGCAAGGUGACAGGUCUAUUUAGUUCCCCAUAAAAUAAGGGCUCUUAGCCAUCCACUUCCUAGAUGACAUCUAUUCUUCUGUUUGGUUUGUCUUUGUAGUAUAAGAAUGGCUAUUUCUUAACAGCACAUCUGGUUCAUGGAAUGGAAAAAAGAACAAUAGAAUAGUUAUCUUUUAAGAAUAAAAUAAAAUAAUUAUUAUAUAGUUUAAUUCUUUUUUGAAAGUUAUGCUUUGGAAUCAUUCUGUCUUCACUUUCAAGCAUGAAGUUUGGUAUGUUAGGAACCGAUGCCUUUAACUUUCUGCAAGACAUUCAAAGUUGAGCAAAUGCUUUAGUGCCUAAUUGGAUGGAAUGUAGUCUGUGGAAUUUAUUUUUAGGAAUGGUCUGGUUUUAGUCACAUGGAAUCUAUGAUAAACAAAUUUUAGGAGGCAAACAUCCCAUCUCCUGAAAGACGUUUAGCUCACGUAUUUAGAGUUUUUCAUUAUGUUCAUAUCCAGAAGGACUAAACUUGAACUUAGUUAAAAGUGUUUCUCAUAAAGUUGAGCAUCUCAAAAUGGAUUACCAAAUUUGUCACAAUUCAUCUCUGGCUGCUAAACUAACCUUAACCCCAGGCCCCGCCUUUUUUUUCCCUCAAGCACCAAAUAAAGUAAGAUAACCACAUGAGAUCAAUCAUCUCUCUUUUGGUUGUGACCUCUCAUUCUCUUCCAUUUUCUUUCCUUUGUAUUUGGUCACAGCUACAAUAUCAACAAAUUCAACAUAAUUUUUCCUCUAAACCGAAAUUUUUUUUAUACUUAUAUUGAUUACAUAAAAAUAUCAAAUGUAAGAAGUAUAUUUCAUUGACAUAUAUAUUUGUAAACAGUUGGAUUUAAAUUUGUAUUUUUAAUAAUUAUCAAGUUUUCAAGUAUUUUUACAUCCAGGAGACUUCAAAACCUCAUUCACACAUCAACUAAGCUUAUCAGCAUCUCCAAUGCUUGAGUGAAAGACAUUAGAGCAGCCCUUGGUUCCCUUGAAACCUGAAACUACAAACCCAUUCUUGAGAGGAUUUAAGUUACCCAAAUGGAAGCUUGAUGUUGGAAAUCAAAGUUAGGGUAAGAGACUCUCCAUUUAAGUUUCAAAUUUUAAGUUCAAAGGGUUUGUAGUGUUUAAAUUGUUAUAGCAGAUUUGAGACCUGAUUUGAGAAAGUUUUGAAGGCAAGCUUUUGAAUGAACUAAACCAUUAUCAGGGUAAGGCAAAUUGAAUUUCAAUUCUUGGUUGAUCACACUAGUUAAUUAUGGGUUGUGUAGAAAAGCUUUGAUAGCUUGAACUUAUAAAUGUCGUGUGCACGUGUUGUUACAAAGUUGUGAAAAAAUGAAAAGGAUUUGUGUAAAAGCUGCCAACCCGAGACCUAACACAAACAAUCAUUGAGGUGCUAAGUUGUAAUAAAGGUAAGAAUACUUGAUUUCUAUUGAGCUUUGAAUAUUAAAUCAUUGCCGGUCGUAUGUAUAAGUAGAUAGUCUUGGGAAUUAUACUAAGUAAAUGUGAAUUCUUGAUGAUUAGGAGAUUGUUUGAACUAGUGCCUUGGUUGCUAAACAAUGAUUGGCGAGAGUCACGGGUGAUUGGUACUUUGACCCGAAGCAUUCAACCUUUAAGGGCUUGGGUGGUGGUGGUUUGAACAUUGCUAGAGUCCUCGAUCGAAUCAAGCUUAAGCUAAGGAAGUGGUUUAGUAAUUGGUAAGAAUUUCUAUCAACAGAGGUGAGUGGACAAUUCUUUUUUAACUACUAUUAAAUAUUGAGUACAAUUAUAUCAAGUUUACUAGAUAGGCCCACUAUUAGAAAUUAUUCUAUCACGUUGAGUUGCAAUGCUGGUAUUUGAAUAAAAUCGGGUUGCAUGAGUUGUUAGUGACUAGGAAUGAUCACUAAUCAUGUUUAUAUUUUCUGUUUUUGUGGGCAUAUCAAAACUAUUAAGCUGUUUUACAAAAGGAAAACAAGCCCUUGAAAUAUGAUGAGAUUUUCAUUCCAUUUUGAAACGUUCAAGACUGUAUGUAUUCCAUUCCCAUAUAAAGGCCCUACAGUGGCCACUAAUGAGUUUUCCAA
Messenger RNA from Theobroma umbraticum, 3444 nucleotides. RefSeq names its product Hypoxanthine-guanine phosphoribosyltransferase (gene HGPT). Gene Ontology annotation, molecular function: hypoxanthine phosphoribosyltransferase activity; magnesium ion binding. The record is from RefSeq and is a predicted model, not a curated record. Lineage: Eukaryota; Viridiplantae; Streptophyta; Magnoliopsida; Malvales; Malvaceae. Gene Ontology annotation, biological process: purine ribonucleoside salvage; GMP salvage; IMP salvage. Gene Ontology annotation, cellular component: cytosol.